Molecule: messenger RNA, 2461 nt
Organism: Anoplophora glabripennis (Asian longhorned beetle)
Lineage: Eukaryota; Metazoa; Arthropoda; Insecta; Coleoptera; Cerambycidae
Gene: ras
Product: inosine-5'-monophosphate dehydrogenase
Exons: 9
Coding region: 288-1856 (522 amino acids)
Biological process (GO): GTP biosynthetic process
Cellular component (GO): cytoplasm
Molecular function (GO): IMP dehydrogenase activity
Source: RefSeq, a predicted model, not a curated record
UCAUUCGAGUAGUCCCAUCACUAGUUGCCACAGUAGUUAAGUUUUACACGCGGCACGCGGCUUCUUGAAAACAAAGAAAUAGGAAAGACAUUUUUAAACAUAAAAAGUGUACUUUUCCAAAGUAAACAGCAUUAAUCGUACACAUAUUAUUUUGCAAAUUAGUCGAUCGCAUUAAUUGUGGUGUACAUGUAUUGAUUUUUUUACUAGAAGCUAACCUAACUCUUCCACCACGUGUAUGACAAAUUUAACAAACAAUACUUCUCGGAUACAAUAAGGAACAAUCAAAUAUGGGUGACUUCAACAACUUGAAAAAUAACUGUGUAAAUAACAUAGAUCUUGAGGAUGGCUUAACAGCACAUCAAAUGAUUAAUGGAGGGAAUGGACUAACUUACAACGAUUUUAUCAUUCUUCCUGGCUACAUUGAUUUUCCCGCUGAUCAUGUUGAUCUUUCAAGCCAACUUACUAAGAAAAUUACCCUUAAAGCUCCCCUUGUUUCUUCCCCAAUGGAUACUGUAACAGAAGCAGAUAUGGCCAUCGCUAUGGCGCUUUGUGGAGGGAUAGGAAUAAUCCAUCACAACUGCUUACCCAGCUAUCAAGCUAAUGAAGUUCUUAAAGUAAAAAAGUACAAACAUGGCUUCAUUCAUGAUCCUGUUGUUCUCUGUCCGUCAAACACUGUUUCUGACGUACUUACCGUGAAAAAGGAGCACGGUUUUUGUGGAAUUCCCAUAACGGAAAAUGGCAAACUAGGCGGGAAAUUAGUAGGCAUCGUAACAAGUCGCGAUAUUGAUUUCCUCGAAGGCAAAAAUUAUGAGAAUAUAAAAUUAGAGAACAUUAUGACGAAGCUGGACGAUCUAGUCACGGCGCCAUCUGGAGUGACACUAACCGAUGCGAACCACAUAUUGGAGAAGAGUAAAAAAGGGAAACUACCCAUCAUAAACAACCAAGGAAGUCUCAUAGCUUUGAUGGCUCGCACCGAUUUGAAAAAAGCGAAAAGCUAUCCGAUCGCUUCUAAAGAUGAAAACAAGCAGUUGAUUGUAGGUGCAGCUCUGGGAACUCGGGAAGAGGAUAAGGCUAGACUGGCACUUCUAGUACAAGCUGGCGUCGAUGUCGUUAUUUUGGAUUCUUCACAGGGAAAUUCCAUUUAUCAAAUUCAAAUGAUUAAAUUUAUCAAGAGUCAUUAUCCAAAUCUGCAAGUCAUUGCAGGAAAUGUUGUGACUAAGAAACAAGCGAAGAAUCUCAUUGACGCGGGUGCAGAUGCCUUAAGGGUAGGGAUGGGUAGUGGAAGCAUUUGUAUCACCCAAGAAGUAAUGGCUGUAGGCCGUCCACAGGCUACAGCUGUAUACAAAGUUAGUGAAUAUGCUAAGGAUUAUGGUAUACCUGUUAUCGCGGAUGGCGGUAUUCAGUCAAUCGGACACAUCAUCAAAGCCCUCUCUCUAGGAGCUUCAACGGUUAUGAUGGGAUCCCUGUUAGCCGGUACUUCUGAAGCACCUGGAGAGUAUUUCUUUUCAGACGGUGUGAGACUUAAGAAAUACCGCGGAAUGGGUAGCAUAGAAGCCAUGGACCGUAAAGAUGCCAUGGGUUCUGCUAUGAAUAGAUAUUUCCAUAACGAGGUUGAUAAAUUAAAAGUAGCUCAAGGCGUCAGUGGCAGUAUUGUUGAUAAGGGUUCAGUAUUGAGGUUCGUUCCAUAUUUACAGUGUGGUAUUAGACAUGGUUGCCAAGAUAUUGGCACCAAAUCGUUGAAUGAGUUGAGAGAAAUGAUGUAUGAUGGGGAACUCCGCUUUGAGUUGAGAUCCCACUCGGCUCAAUUGGAGGGUAACGUCCACAGCUUAUUUUCAUAUGAGAAGAGAUUGUUUUAAUGUCCAUUCCUUUUCGUUCGAUGAAUUCUCAUCACGUAGAAUUGUUGUGUGUUCCUGUUAACUUUUAAGAUAAGUUAAUGUUUUACUAUUGCAUUUUAAGUAACUUAUGGCUUUCGUAGUAGUAAAUAAUUAUUGAAUGUGAUCCUCUGAAGACUAAAAAUUUUAAUUGAAAUUGGAAUAGCCAAGAUUUUCUUUUAGAUCCGAUAUUUUAUUAACCAGACCCCCGUUGCAAUCUCUUGAUUUAUAUAAUUUUAUUUCUAGACUAGGAUUAUAGUGUCAUGGUUAGGAUGUUGAAUAAAAUUAGUAUAUAAUUAGGGCAGAAUACCUGAGAGAUUCCCAAAACUGACCAAGCCAAUAUAAAUUUAUGACAGAUGUUACUAUUUUAUAAAAUUUUAGAUGUUUAUAUUGUGCUGUUAUAAGUCCUACCCUAUUGGUAUUAUUUGUAUACAUAACCCCUGAUUUGUUGGUUUUGAACAAAAUCUUACAAAGUGAUACAAAGGUAUAGGGAUAUUGAUGUUGUGCCACAUUUGUUAGUUUCCAAAUAUUUUUUAUAAUUGGUUUAUUACCUGUAUUUGCAUAUCAUUAAUAUAUGCAUUUGAAACAAA